CUGGGUGAACAAGGCUGUUCGCACUGAACUCGUCUCACAUGCCAUCAUAACAACAAAGACACACGUCGGAAUCCUUCUGUCCGCGGUGCAAUGGCAAGAAGAACAGAAAUCCCUUCAUCUUAUUACGGUGAGCCGCGCAAGUUUGACCCAACAUUCAGAGGACCUACCCACAACAGGAGCUGCACCGACGUGCUGUGCUGUGUGCUCUUCAUCAUCGUCAUCCUUGGCUACAUCGCCCUGGGAACCGUGGCCUGGAUUCAUGGUGACCCCAGGAAGGUGGUGUACCCCACCGACAGUAAUGGCCAGUUUUGCGGGCAGAAGGGAACCCCCAAUGCAAAGAAAGCCAUAUUGUUUUACUUUAACAUGUUGAAAUGUGCCAGUCCUGCAGUCCUCAUUAACCUGCAGUGCCCAACCACUCAGCUGUGUGUCUCCAAGUGCCCGGACCGGUUUGCUACCUACUCAGACAUGCAAUACCACUACCGAUCCAACCGAAGCUACUGGGACUACUACAGGCAGUUCUGCAAACCGGGCUUUGACAAUCCAAGAAAGGCUGUGGCUCACGUGCUGCGAGAUGAGGACUGCCCCUCCAUGAUCGUGCCUAGUAGGCCCUUCCUACAGCGCUGCUUCCCAGAUUUCAUCACGAGAAACGGGACGCUGACUGUCGCCAACAAAACCGCGUUCAAGGAUGUGCUGGGUCAAACACGAAGCGUGACCGAGCUCCGAGAUGCCGCCAAUGGCAUCACCGGUCUCCUGGAUACCAAGGAGGUCGGCACCAAGAUCAUUGAGGACUACGCCAGCUCCUGGUACUGGAUAUUAAUAGGCCUGGUGAUAGCCAUGGUGGUCAGUCUGAUCUUCAUCCUGCUGCUGCGGUUCACUGCUGGCUUCCUGCUCUGGGUCAUCAUCUUUGGGGUUAUCGCUAUGGUGGCUUAUGGUAUCUGGCACUGCUACUGGGAGUUUGUCACUCUGAGGGGAAAGCCAGACGCCGAAGUCGCCAUCUCGGACAUUGGAUUCCAGACUGACUUCCGUGUUUACCUGGAGCUCAGCCAGACGUGGCUGGUCUUCAUGAUAUGCCUCUCCGUCACCGAGAUCAGCAUCGUGCUGAUGCUAAUCUUCCUGAGGAACAGGGUCCGCAUCGCCAUCGCACUGCUCAAGGAGGGCAGCAAGGCCAUUGGCUACAUCAUGUCUACUCUUUUCUACCCCAUCAUCACCUUCCUGCUUCUGGCCGUCUGCAUCUCCUAUUGGGCAGUUACUGCAGUAUUUUUGGCUUCCUCCGGCGAGGCGGUCUACAAAGUGAUGCCGGCGCAGCCUAACUGCAUGUACGCUAACCUCACCUGUGACCCCGAGACCUUCAACAAGACCAACGUCACCAAGGUGUGUCCCGGGUCCCAGUGCACCUUUGCGUUCUACGGCGGUGAGAGCCUCUACCACCGCUACAUCUUCAUCCUGCAGCUCUGCAACCUCCUGGUCUUCCUCUGGCUGGUCAACUUCACCAUCGCUCUGGGGCAGUGCACCCUGGCCGGGGCCUUCGCCUCCUACUACUGGGCCCUGAAGAAGCCGGCCGACAUCCCGCCAUGUCCGCUCUUCUCCUCCUUCGGCAGGGCCAUACGGUACCAUACAGGGUCCAUGGCGUUCGGCUCCCUCAUCCUGGCCAUCGUCCAGCUGAUCCGCAUCGUCCUGGAGUACCUGGACCACAAACUCAAAGGAGCCCAGAAUGUAUUCGCUCGCUUCCUGCUCUGCUGUCUCAAGUGCUGCUUCUGGUGUCUGGAGCACUUCAUCAGAUUCAUGAACAGAAAUGCAUACAUAAUGAUUGCGUUGCACGGGAAGAACUUCUGCACAUCAGCCAGGGAGGCCUUCUUCCUGUUGAUGAGGAACGUAGUGAGGGUGGCGGUGCUGGACAAGGUGACCGACUUCCUGCUCUUCCUAGGCAAAGUGCUAAUCGCAGCGAGUGUGGGUGUCCUUGCCUUCUUUUUCUUCACCCGCAAGAUCCCCCUAGUUCAGCAAGAAGUGCCAGAGCUCAAUUAUUACUGGGUGCCAUUACUGACAGUGAUAUUUGGGUCCUACCUGAUUGCGCAUGGCUUCUUUAGCGUCUAUGCAAUGUGUGUGGACACCUUGUUUCUCUGUUUCUGUGAAGACUUGGAGAGAAAUGACGGGACUCCCGAAAAACCUUUCUUCAUGUCCCCUGGCCUGCACAGAAUUCUGGGAAAAAAUGACCAGAGUCCUAAAAAGUCCAAGGGCUAACUGCCCCCCCUACCCCCCACCCACCCCCGGGGCAGGGCAUUCUAGCCCCGCCCCAGAUAGCUUUACUAAUUUGUGAUAUUUAGCAUGCUUUAAAGUGACUUGUUGCCGAAAUCUGGCUGUGCUGUUAACGGAACUGAUUUAGUGUUAAAGAGAAAUUAGCAGCCCCAGGCCGUGAAGGAACCUUGUACUAUGACAAAACGAGAGAAAGCGAGAGAUGGCUCCAUUCGUCUCUUACCUGUUUUGGGUGCUGAUUACCUGUCUUGUAUUACUCUUCGUACUGCGUAACGCUGCCUUACCCAUUGCAACCUACUGGGUUCGUAUUAGCAGGUGGCGUUGUAAGCGAUCUGUACUGUGACUACCUACCCUGAAAGAGCGGGGUUAAGAUCCCGGACAAGCUCCGGACUGAUGCUCUUUCACAGCUCUCUCUGAGAAAAGGCAGAGGGCCUUGUCUGUAUAUGGAACCGGUCAAGAGCGGCCGACCCCAAUCUCAGUCCCGCUGGUUCUCACUCAACCUGACCCCUUUACAUCCGUUGGCGUGUGGAGACACUGAUUGGACACUACCAUCUCCACCAUGGGAGGUGCACUCUCAAGAGACAGAAAUCAGUGAACCUCAGUCUGCCCACAGUCUCCACCAGUGGCUCGGUGAGGAAACAAUCAGCUUUGGAGAGCAUUUUCAUAACGGUCAGAAAUGGGUUGUAAUUACACUUUUGUGUGGAGUUUACUUCUCAUUCAGACACCUGGUCUCUGACGUGACUCAUCCAGAUGAAGAGAUUGAAAAACCCAUCGCAGGGAGCUGACAUAAUGCAACGCAGACUGCAAAUCAACCUUAGAAAAUCUUUCAGGUUCAGUUACCGGUCUCUUCCAUGUGAAGGGACAGGCAUUGCUUUGAAAUUACAUCAUAACUAUGACAAUGGUACUAUAUGUCUGUAUGUGUUUACUCGACCUGGUGUUGUUGCAGUUUGAUAUGAGAACGCUUGGCUGGGGGAUGUGGUGCGUCUCAUUGUGCAAUGUUUUGACUAGUCCGUGUUUCACAUAAGGGCUCUCUAGAGUUGAAGAACUGGACCAUUCUCCUCUGUGAAUUGUGACUGGCAGUCAGCCAGACCUGGGCCAGGUUUAUGUCCUACGGAGCAGAGGAAAGGGGUGUAUUUUCCACCAUGUGUCAUGGUUUUGGUGGAACUCAUUGGCAUGGCACUCAGGACCUACCGCUGAAGCGCACAGCAUUGUGGGAAGGUUGCCCCUGCUCUGCUGCACGGAAUCUGCGGCCCGAACGGGUCAAAGGUCAGCGGUGAGAAUCGGUUGACCAAUCAUGUCUUGGAUUCAUACACCGUGACGUGGGAACGGACGUCUUAAUAAUCCACCGCGUGCCGCUUGAUGGAAGCGUUACAGAACUUACGAUUCUUCACGAGCGCAGUUUCCGUUCAUGUCCCUGCUGGGUGCUCGGUGUGAUAUGGAACUCUGUGAUUUAAGGUGACAUUUUAAAGGUCGUACACAUCAGAUGUUAAAGAGUCACUGAAAUGAAUUACAAAUUGGUAAGAACGGAACAUUUGCAAUUUUUUUUACUUACAAGAUAAAGACAACUUCCUAGAUUCAUUAUAUGCACCCUAACCCCUGGUUAAAGUUCACAUAUUAAUGUACAAAGGGUUCUUUUGUCAUUCCAAAUACGAUUUAAACAGAGCCUGUGAAUUCAGGAGAUCUGAUGUAUGUUUUAGAUAAACUACAGUUUCUAGUUAAUGUGCCUAGUUGAAAACAAGGAGAAAGUUUUUGUUUAUUUAACACUGAACACCUUUUGAAAUACAGUUUAUAAAAGGAUGACAAAGCCAUUUUUGGUAAUUUUGUACUGGGUGGUACAGACUAAAGUGCUACAUUUUUUAUAAUACUGAUUAUUAUAUUCUUGUUUUUUUUGUAAGUUUUGGGGGGUAUUUAUUGUCUUUGUAAUGAGAAUUUUUUGUAAAAAAAAAAAAGAAAAAAGUCAAUGAAAAUGUCAAUUCAUUUUUUCUAAAUAAAUUAUGGCUUACAUAUUGUG
Conger conger (European conger) is the source of this 4261-nucleotide messenger RNA. It is a transcript of the gene slc44a5a, whose product is annotated as solute carrier family 44 member 5a. Gene Ontology annotation, molecular function: transmembrane transporter activity. Gene Ontology annotation, biological process: transmembrane transport. Gene Ontology annotation, cellular component: membrane. The transcript has 22 exons. The coding region runs from base 91 to 2238 and encodes 715 amino acids. NCBI's taxonomy places the organism in Eukaryota, Metazoa, Chordata, Actinopteri, Anguilliformes, Congridae. The record is from RefSeq and is a predicted model, not a curated record.